AUGAGCUCCCUGCAGGCAGGCCGCAGCAAAAAGUACGCGUCCACCGCGGCGCUCGUGUGCUCGGUGGUGGCGGCGGCCAUCUUCAUCUCGCGGCUGCGACGAAAGGCGCCGGCGGACCGGCCCACGCCGCUGCAUCCAAGCAUCGACUCGGGCCUCACGCGCGGGUCAAAGGACUUUGAAGGCGGGCGGCUCCGCUGCCACUGCCCGUCGGAAAAGGUCGAGGUGCGGCUCGCCGGCAACGUCAGCCACAACCACAUCUGCGGCUGCUCCAAGUGCUGGAAGCCAGACGGCGCCCUGUUCUCGGUCGUUGCGGUCGUCCCGCGCGACCAGCUGGCGGUGACGGCAAACGGCCACAAGCUGCGGGUCGUGGACGAGGCGGCCACCAUCCGCCGCCAUGCGUGCUCGUCGUGCGGCGUGCACAUGUACGGGCGGAUCGACAAGGAGCAUCCGUUCCGGGGGCUCGACUUUGUGCACGUCGAGCUGUCGCCAGAGGUCGGCUGGCAAGAGCCUCAGUUUGCCGCGUUUGUGUCCUCGGUCGUCGAGCAGGGGUUUCCGCCCGAGGACAUGGGCCGGGUGCGUGCUCGCAUUCGCUCGUUGGGGCUCGAGACGUACGACGCUCUGUCGCCGCCUCUGAUGGAUCUGAUUGCGGGUUGGGCGUUUCGGCAGCGGCAGGCGCAGGCGAGGUCUUGA
Messenger RNA from Purpureocillium takamizusanense, 690 nucleotides. Its product is annotated as S-(hydroxymethyl)glutathione synthase. Bases 1 to 690 code for a protein of 229 amino acids. Gene Ontology annotation, molecular function: S-(hydroxymethyl)glutathione synthase activity; zinc ion binding. Lineage: Eukaryota; Fungi; Ascomycota; Sordariomycetes; Hypocreales; Ophiocordycipitaceae. The record is from RefSeq and is a predicted model, not a curated record. Gene Ontology annotation, biological process: formaldehyde catabolic process. The transcript has a single exon.